Messenger RNA from Symsagittifera roscoffensis, 2195 nucleotides. RefSeq lists its product as uncharacterized. The transcript is spliced from 7 exons. The record is from RefSeq and is a predicted model, not a curated record. NCBI's taxonomy places the organism in Eukaryota, Metazoa, Xenacoelomorpha, Acoela, Convolutidae. Bases 230 to 1996 code for a protein of 588 amino acids.
UAUACGUUUUUUCUAUGCUUAUAGUGUGGCUUUUUAUGUUUUUGUUUGUAUGAAUAAUUGAGAUACAGCAUUAAAUUUCAUAUACAUUUGAAUUUUGAGGCUUCAUAUUUUUCAAUAAUACCAGCACUGAAGGUUUAAGCAUUGAAAAGUUAGAGGCCAUUUACUUCGCAAUCAAAAUUUUCUUCAGCAGAUUUAGUUCCUGACAUAUCUCAAAAAAGCGGAAAAAAUUAUGGAAGAAUUGACCUCCGAAAUUUCUGAAGAAGACCUCAAAAAUGUCAACUCAGAACAAUUUGCGGUGGGUGGAAAUGGACAUUUAGAGGUUGGCGAAGAAGAAGUAACAGAGCAGGAUGUUGUGAAUGAAGACCGACUGCCUCCAAUGUUCCCCCACUCUCCUAAUAACUCCAUCGUGUCCAUAGACCCCGAGAACCCAGGACGAGUCACCACCACAUCGCCAGAUCCUGAGGCCAAGUUUAACGAAUAUUACAUAAAUAGUCCUAUUCAAGUCUCCAAUCAAAGAGCAACCGGGAUACCAAAUACAGUCCAAAUUCCAGACGCCACGUCUCAAUUUGCGUCUCAAACCAGCAUCAGCGACCAAAAUGAAGCUUUAGGAAAUGAAAAGACAGACUUCCUAACAUUGCAAAAUUUUAAACCGAAAACUCGUAGCCAGUCACCGCUCCGUGGAAGCGCGCUGGCGAUAAGGAAACGGAGCAACACAUCAAACAGUAAGCAAACAAUUGGGUCAAGAAAUAUCGCGACGAGUGACUCAAACGCACUAUCAAUUUCGAAUUCAUCCUACGUCAAAAAUUCGAAGGGCAAAAAAGAGAUCGCAAGGCAGAACACGGAUCAGUUUAAGACUACUAUUCCGAUUCAGAGAAUGCUGAAGGGAGGACACAGCAAAGAGGCACAGCAACAGAUGAAAACGAUUCACGAUUCAGAUCAACAAACAGACUUCGACCAUGAAACUCCCAGCCAAAAACCCGUGUCCAUGAAUCAAAAACUGAACUGGGAAGAAGCCAUAGCAUCUGCAGACAGUGUCUUCUACUGGUCCAGAAAGGCCAUGUAUGACCCCAAGAAAAGGUCAUUUACACUGAGCUAUGAGCGACCCAACCCGCGACAGAAAGAGGCGGCGUCUGUGGAUCCGACCAGUAGUCUUUGGAUGUCGGCCGCAGUUCCGAACUUAAGGUUGAAUAAGAGAUUGAAACUGGUUGGGCCUGUGUGUUCAGUUGGCAACACGGGAAGAUUACACAUGUGCACCAGGGGAACUGUCAGCUCCAAAUCAGUGGAGCCCCAGUAUAAGAGUGUGCUUCCGCAGAUGCUAAACGCGGCAGACGAUCCGACUCUGAAAUCGAACUGGGCGGUGAAUUUUGCCGACCCUGCUGUUCUGGAUCCGGACACCGGUCUCGAUUUCCCUGUGCGGCAACUGAGAGAAGCGCCGGUUCACGAACCGCAAGUCAGACCGAGCACCAAGAUGAGUCCACGACUGAGGAGCAGAGUAAUAACAGCCAAUCAGAUUUCAGAGCAUAGAUCCAAGUCUGCUUUUCUUCCGACACUCGAUGCGGACCAUAAAGAGAACAGAAAUCAGCUACCCAGAAAGAAUUUGAAGUCUGCUACUGCGUCUACGCAGACAACGCCUCUUAGGCCAAAUCAGACGUCGAUAAACCUUCCGAUAACUGCCUCUCAAACUGCAGACACGGUCACUGUGUUCAACAGAGACGGUAGCUACUGCGGAAUAGUACACGCCGUACAGAACAUGCAGAAGUCUAUGCCCAAACCAAGACAACUGACAACCCCGAGAUCAGUUAAAACAAAACACAUUGGAAUGAGUAAUACCAAGCAGUCGUAUGUGGAUGCGGCUGGACGAGCGGACCAGUUGUUUCCGAGAAGACCUACAACAACCCACCAGCAGAUACUGAAAGAUCUCUACGUCACUCAGAGCAUUUUCGAGAAAGAUAAAACGCAGUCUUUCAGUCCAAUGAGACACUACUUCACAACUUAGAUGCUUAUUCAUAGACAAGCCAAAGCCAUCAAGUCUGUGACUGUGAACUGUUAAUAGGAAAAUAUUAGUCGAUCCAGGCUAGUUGAUGCUUUAAAAAUGAUUAUACUCUUUGCGAGCUGGGUGUGUGCUUGUUUUCUAAUAAAUUUCAUCAAAUUUUUGUGAUAAUUCAGUCAUUUGUCGAAGCAUUGUUCAAACGUUU